Molecule: messenger RNA, 1443 nt
Organism: Plasmodium fragile
Lineage: Eukaryota; Apicomplexa; Aconoidasida; Haemosporida; Plasmodiidae
Exons: 3
Coding region: 1-1443 (480 amino acids)
Source: RefSeq, a predicted model, not a curated record
AUGCUGGAAUUUGCAACGAUUUUAAUAGAAUCUGAAGACAUAAAUAUGUUAAAUAUUGUUAUAGGAUACAUCUUAUUAUUUAUUACUUCAAUCUGGACAAUAGACGGUUUAAACGUUGCUGACUGUACUCAGGAUUGCGUUUGGGAAAAGAAAUUUGAAGUACAGGAUGAGUCGAAUGCAGGUACGAACACAUCACUGACAGAAAAUGAUGGGACGUAUGAUGAAGGAAAUGAUUGGUCAUAUUCAAAUUCUUCUUCCAAAACCAAAAAAAGCAAGAAAUGUGCAAAGAGGCAGAAUGGAAAAAAGUUCUUGAAUUCACGUGUUGAUGGUACGCCCUAUUCUCCAGCCUCUAAUAAAUAUAAUUAUUUCAUUUAUCCGGGCCGUAGUUAUCAUUCGUGUCAAAAUAUUGAUAAUAAUUCAAGGUACUCCGAUGCGCAUAUUGCGUCUCGUGAGAAGCCUAAGCGCCAAAAUGCAGGAAAUCCCAAUAGACGAAAAUUAGGAAGCGCUAAUAGUAGAAAUUCUAAAAGCGCCAAUGGACGGAAAAUUGAGAAUCCAUAUCGUCAACAUGUUAGGGAACCACCCAUUGAACGCUUUGCGCAACUGCCUCUCCAAUAUUCUCUGGGACCAUCUUACCCAUAUUUUAGAAGAACAGACCAUCAUUAUUUUGGCAACCCACAUGACAUAAAUUUAGGAAGGAAAAAUCUUCCAUAUGUGGAUUAUGAUGACGCCAAAUCCUCUAGCACUUCGCAUCGAAGUUAUGAGGAUAUUCGACGUGUCCCUAUUGAGGACGACGAUGAUGACAGUGAGAGCUCAAGCUCUGAUGAAGAUAACCUUUCAAUUUAUUCAAUGAAUGAUUCCCUAUGUAGCCACCCUAGAAAUCCCUACAAAAAUAAAGGACACAGUGGACACCACGGACCAUAUGGAAGAGAUGAUCAUUCAGUGUACUCUGAUACGUACAAUCCUCAUUCUUUAAAAGGCACUAAAUAUGUAAGUUCCGAACAUGGUAGUCAUAAUGCACUUGAAGAUAAUGAUGUCAAGAAAGAAACUGAAUUACCAUUACCAGACGAGCACUACAGACUUCCUUUUAAAAAAGGGCACCAUCCUUAUAAAGAUAGUGAAUGUGUUGUAAGUGAACAAGACAACAAUAAUGACGAAAGUUAUGACUUCACAAUAAUGCCCCAUUUUAAGAAAUGUUGUUGUGUUAAUAAACGUAUAAAACAUUAUAUAAAAAAGUAUAAUGGAAAGCUUGCAAAACAAUUACCUUUCCUUGGUACCGCUUCUUUCAUUGGGAGUAUCGUAUUUUCGUUCUUGGUGGAAAAUAUAGCAUUACCCGUUAUAUUUAGUAUUUUAUCCUUUAUAUUCACGUCCUACUAUAUCAAAAGAUUAAAAAUGAAAAGGAAAAAAAAGAAACGAUUAAGAAGUGAAUAUUAUAUGAAGCGAUAA